UCCACAACUCCAUUACUUUUCUGAUAUGUGUCCGCGCACAAGCGAGUGAUAUCGAUAAUGGCGAUUUAUAGAUCACCUUUGAGCAAGGUUUUCUCGCACGGUUUAGUUUCUGGGUCGCCUCUUAGUCUUAUCCCGAACCAUCUCUCGCUUCACAGUACUUCACCCCGUCCGUUGCGGUCGCUCACCCUCUUUGCCUCUCUUUCUACUACUUCCCACGAUGCAUCUUCUUGCAAGGCUGAUUUUCGCUGGAAACCUAUGUGCUUGUACCACACGCAGGGCAAGUGCACCAAGACUGACGAUCCUAUUCACCUAGAGAGGUUCAAUCAUGAUUGUUCACGGGAGCUUCAAUUGAAUACCGCUGAUUUACACAAAAUCUGCUCUCAAAACUAUGACUUUUUCCUCGUGCUUGAUUUAGAGGGUAGGGUUGAGAUUCUUGAGUUCCCAGUUCUAAUGAUUGAUGCAAAAACAUCGGAAGUUGAAGACAUUUUCCACAGGUUUGUAAGGCCCUCAAAAAUGAGCGAGCAAAGAAUAAAUGAAUACAUUGAAGGAAAAUAUGGAAAAUUUGGAGUUGAUAGGGUUUGGCAUGACACAGCCAUACCAUUUAAUGAAGUUGUUCAACAAUUUGAGGCUUGGUUGGCACAGCAUCAUUUGUGGAUGGGCGGAAAACUCAAUCGAGCAGCAUUUGUAACUUGCGGAAAUUGGGAUUUGAAGACAAAAGUCCCUCAGCAAUGUGAAGUGUCAAAGAUAAAGCUCCCUCCUUACUUUAGGGAGUGGAUUAAUAUAAAAGAUGUCUAUCUGAACUUUUACAAUAGAAGGGCCACUGGAAUGGUUACAAUGAUGAGGGAGCUAAAGAUACCGUUGUUGGGAAGUCAUCAUCUUGGCAUUGAUGACACAAAGAACAUAACAAGAGUGCUACAGCGCAUGCUUGUAGAUGGUGCAUUCAUGCAGAUUACGGCAAGGAGGAAUCCUAAUUCUCCUGGAGAUGUCAACUUCUUGUUCAAGAACCGAAUCAGAUAGUGUAAAUUUAAUUGUUGGAAUCUGUUAGUUUUUUAAACUUCUCAGGAGAAUCUAACAGAUUUAAUGGUUUAGUUCAGUUAAGAUCUUGAUUUUAUUCAAGAGAGUAAUUCCAUAUUGCAGUUAUAGCCUUAUAGGUUUGUAGAGUAGAAUUACAGGGAUGACUGUGAUUCUGGGAACUUCUGCAAGGCCGCUGAUAUUUACAAAAGGACGUCCGCAUUUUGUCAAAGCACCAUAUUAGGUCAAGACUUACUUGUAUUUGAUUCUUUAUAAAAUUAAAGAAACGAAUAAUAUGCCACAGAAGAAACAAAAAUUAAAGCAAA
Neltuma alba is the source of this 1337-nucleotide messenger RNA. RefSeq lists its product as uncharacterized. The record is from RefSeq and is a predicted model, not a curated record. Gene Ontology annotation, molecular function: nucleic acid binding; 3'-5'-RNA exonuclease activity. The transcript has 6 exons. NCBI's taxonomy places the organism in Eukaryota, Viridiplantae, Streptophyta, Magnoliopsida, Fabales, Fabaceae. The coding region runs from base 58 to 1017 and encodes 319 amino acids.